AUGCUCUUCCAAGAUCAGGCCCCGGGGCACACUAAGAAUGGUUCCCGUGCUGACGACAACCUCAACUCUUUGGAGGUGGUGAUGCGUCAGGACGGACACCUGCUUGAGCACUGCCAAGUCCGAGACCGUCCUGCUCCCUUCGAUCAAGUCAAAACGGACGCUGACUUUGCCGUUCUAGACCGCCCAGUCGGUCACAAUGUCUUGGCAAUUCAGGGCCCUGAACGAGCCUCAAUCCGCAGGGACGGGGCUUUGAACUCGACCUCCUAG
This is a messenger RNA of Pyricularia grisea, 267 nucleotides long. RefSeq lists its product as uncharacterized. NCBI's taxonomy places the organism in Eukaryota, Fungi, Ascomycota, Sordariomycetes, Magnaporthales, Pyriculariaceae. Bases 1 to 267 code for a protein of 88 amino acids. The record is from RefSeq and is a predicted model, not a curated record. The transcript has a single exon.